UUUCCAUAUAUGCGUGGCCAUUUUAACCGAUUUCGUGUUACCGCAGAGGUUUGUGAUUUUUGCAUACCUGUAUUGUAACGCGAAUAAUACACAAUAAUCGCCUGUACAGUAUCUACUAAGUUUUACUUCACUUCACUUUGUUUUAGAUACUGCUUUUGAAAAGUUUGUCAUAGACAAAAACGUCAAGACAGGGCUCGGCUGGCAGAAGUGACAAAGAAAAACGUGAUUUGCCGAGCUGCAAGUAGUGAACGUAAAGAGAUUUUGGAACCUAGGAGAUAAUAACCGGAGCUCAAGGAAAGCGUUUACUUUACAAAGAAAAAGAAAAGAAAAAAAACAAACAAAAGAAAAUAUAAAAAACGUGUGCGGCUCCGUCACUUGUGUAUAUGUUAGUACCUCGAAUUUGGUGGUAAACGUGGUGGAGUCAAAAGUGUAUCGGUGAAAAAAACACAGUUGUCAUUGAGCAAAUCUGAUAAAUUUGAGUGGACUUAUAAUUUUCAUAGAGUUAAACAAAUCAAAAAUAUACUAGAUAUCAAAUAUGGCUCAAGAAAACACUGAGAUGGCUACCAAAUUUUCGACGCUUAAUGUGAACGCUGUCGAAUUUGUACCAAGUUACGGUUAUAGCAGCGUUGCAGCUAGUGCGGCAGCAGUUGCGGCGGCUUCAGUAACAACAGCUGCGCCCACACCGAACGUUGCACCAAUGGAUGCAUCAUCGCUGCCGGAGUCUGGUAGUGCCACUCCCGCCACAACCCCAGAUUCUGCCGGUUCAGGCGGUUCUACAAAUGCAUUGAAUGCCACUGCCGCAGCCGCUGCCUUACAAGCGGUACCGCCUGGAGCAGCAACCGAUACUCCAUCUGAUUCUCCCAUGCAAACAUCACCUGUGACCACACCUUCGGCUGCAGCACCCAUGGAAAACAUUAACACCGCAGACAAAAUCGCUGCCAACAAUGAGAACGAUCCAGCUGAUAGUUGGGACGUUGAGGAUGAUCCUGUCAUAACCCCAGACGACGACGAACCUGACGAAGCUAUUGAUGAUAUUGAAAAUGAUAUUACGCCAAAGGUCUCAAAGAAGAAAACACCCAAGGUUGAAGAAUCGCGUAGUAAAAAAGAACAUGUGAACGUUGUCUUCAUUGGACAUGUUGAUGCUGGUAAAUCAACAAUUGGUGGCCAGAUAAUGUAUCUCACGGGUAUGGUUGACAAGCGUACUCUCGAAAAAUACGAACGUGAGGCACGAGAAAAAUCAAGAGAAAGUUGGUACCUUUCGUGGGCAUUGGAUACUAAUCAGGAGGAACGUGACAAGGGCAAAACUGUUGAAGUGGGCAGAGCCUUCUUCGAAACAGAGCGCAAACAUUUCACAAUUUUGGAUGCGCCUGGGCACAAAAGCUUUGUGCCCAACAUGAUUGGUGGUGCAGCCCAAGCUGAUCUGGCAGUGUUGGUAAUUUCGGCUCGAAAAGGUGAAUUCGAAACUGGGUUUGAUCGGGGUGGACAAACGCGUGAACAUGCUAUGUUGGCUAAGACAGCUGGUGUUAAGCAUUUGGUUGUUUUGGUUAAUAAAAUGGACGAUCCGACUGUAAAUUGGGAUGAAACACGUUACAACGAAUGUAGGGACAAGAUUUUACCAUACCUCAAAAAAUUGGGUUUCAACCCUUCAAAGGAUUUAACCUUUAUGCCUUGCUCUGGUUUGGGCGGCGCCGGCUUACGUGAUCCUGUACCAGCCGAUAUUUGCCCCUGGUAUAGAGGGCCGGCGUUUAUACCAUUCAUUGACCAGUUGCCUUCGCUUAAUCGCAAUGCCGAGGGCCCAUUCAUUAUGCCUAUCGUUGACAAAUAUAAGGAUAUGGGUACAGUGGUAAUGGGGAAAGUAGAGUCAGGAACUGCGCGAAAGGGACAAAACUUAUUGGUCAUGCCAAAUAGGACACAAGUCUCUGUGGAUCAACUAUUCUCAGAUGACGAUGAAGUUACAUCUGUGGGUCCUGGCGAGAACAUUAAAGUCAAACUGAAGGGAAUUGAAGAGGAGGAUGUUUCACCUGGUUUUGUUUUGUGCGAUGCCACCAAUCCUAUUAAAACUGGCAAAGUUUUCGACGCGCAAGUGGUUAUUUUAGAGCACAAAUCUAUUAUUUGCGCUGGCUAUUCGGCGGUUAUGCACAUUCACUGUGCGGCUGAAGAGAUUACGGUGAAAGCCUUAAUUUGUUUGGUCGACAAAAAGACAGGAGAAAAGUCAAAAACACGUCCUAGGUUUGUUAAACAAGACCAAGUGGCAAUUAUGCGUAUUGAAUGUUCCGGAAUGAUAUGCCUUGAGCAAUUUAAGCUAUUCCCACAAAUGGGAAGAUUUACACUUCGCGAUGAGAACAAAACUAUUGCCAUUGGCAAGGUAUUGAAAGUGAUCGAAUAAAUUGAGUAAAGCUAAAUUCAUCUCAACGCCUUUCUUCUAAACAAGAAACAAACAUGGAGCCUAAAUGAUCAGCGUCAUACUCGUUUAACGGAAAUCAUUAACGCCAUGUCAGACAAAAAUGAAAAUAGUAAUGAAGUUGGGCAAAACAUGAUGAAGAUAAAAAAUUAAAAAAAAAGAAAAACAAUUAUAAUAUAAAACGAACGAAAAACAAAAAAUAUGAAAAGUAAACAUAAAUAUAUAAUUAUAUUAUUGCUACAAUUAAAUAUGAGAAAACUUAUAUGAAAUUAUUGAUUUUAUUAUUUCGGUUGAAUUUAUAACAAAGUCAUAGAAACAGUAAAUGAAUUACUAACGCAAAUGAACAUUUAAAUAACAGCUGCUAAAAGUAAGCGUAAAGUAAUUUUGAAUUGAUUUUUUUAUAUAUAUAAAAGUCGAUAGCAUUUUAAUAUCGAGAUAUUAAAAACAAAAAAUAAAUAAAUAAAUAGACAA
Anastrepha ludens (Mexican fruit fly) is the source of this 2872-nucleotide messenger RNA. RefSeq names its product eukaryotic peptide chain release factor GTP-binding subunit ERF3A (gene eRF3). Lineage: Eukaryota; Metazoa; Arthropoda; Insecta; Diptera; Tephritidae. The record is from RefSeq and is a predicted model, not a curated record. Gene Ontology annotation, biological process: translation. Gene Ontology annotation, molecular function: GTPase activity; GTP binding; translation release factor activity. Gene Ontology annotation, cellular component: translation release factor complex. The transcript has 7 exons. The coding region runs from base 536 to 2386 and encodes 616 amino acids.